This is a messenger RNA of Dichomitus squalens LYAD-421 SS1, 1890 nucleotides long. RefSeq lists its product as uncharacterized. The coding region runs from base 11 to 1546 and encodes 511 amino acids. The transcript has 9 exons. Lineage: Eukaryota; Fungi; Basidiomycota; Agaricomycetes; Polyporales; Polyporaceae. The record is from RefSeq and is a predicted model, not a curated record.
GAAAGGCCCAAUGGUUCCGACUCUCUCGUGGAUUAUCGUCGCGCUUUCCCUGCACAUCACGACCUCCGAUGGGCGCCCGUCUUCGACGCGCCUCCCAGAGCCUGACCCAUCGUACGCUGUGCCUGUGGAACUGGGUGGGAAUACGUACAUCAAUAAGGGGUUAGUCGCGUUCGGAUUGAUUCCGUCGAACUUCACGGACUCUACAGGCAACACUAUGGGGGGUUUCGGGAGUGCCAUCGCCCUCAAGAGAGGCUCAUUUGCGCGGCAGUCCGAUGGCACUUUCACUGGGACGAUUGUUGCCCAACCCGAUCGGGGUUUCAACGUUGACGGAACUAUCGAUUAUCAAGGUCGUCAGCACCAGAUCGACUUCGUGUUGUCGCCAUUCUACGGAACGAACAAUCUUACUUUCGAUGCCGCUUUGACCACCCUCAAACUCUCAUACCGUAACACACUCUUGUAUACUGAGAGAAACGACGCGGCCACCACUGGACUUGACGCGCUGGCUAUUCGCCCGUCGACCUCGGCAGACCCGCCAUUACCAGAGGCGCCUUCUAAUGACCAUCUGUCUCUGGACGCUGAAGGCCUCGUGCUCAACGCUGACGGAACCUUCUGGACCAGCGACGAAUACGGCCCGUACAUCUACUUGUUCAGCGAACAAGCAGAGCUCAUCAAAGCCAUCCAACCUCCGCAGGCAAUCCUCCCUCUGGUUAAGGGCGAGCUCAACUUUACUUCUGACUCCGACCCCGACACAGGCCGCGCGGGAAACCAAGGUUUCGAGGGACUGACCGUUAGCGCUGACGGGCACACCCUGUAUGCACUCCUCCAAUCCGCGACCAUCCAGGAUGGGGGAAGCGACAAGACUACUUCGCGUUUCACACGUUUAGUCGCCUUCAAUGUCUCCUCGUCUGCAGCACAGCCCCCUCUUGUCGGAGAGUGGGUCGUCCCACUUCCACAAAGUAAAAAGGGCAAGACGUACGCCUCAAGCGAGCUACACUUUGUCAGCGAUAAUGUCUUCCUCGUUCUCUCCCGUGACUCCGAUGGUCACGGCGGUGACGACAAUAAUUCCGCUUACAAGCAGGCCGACUUGAUAGAUAUCACCGACGCGACCGACAUUCACAACACAGAAUUUGAUGAUCCAAGCAAGCCCAUUUCGCCGGAUGGCGAGCUUGACAGCACCAUCAACCCUGCCACGUACGUCUCCUUCGUCAGUUUCAUCGACGACACGCAGCUCGCCCGUUUCGGUCUCCAUAACGGCAAGCCUGCAGACCAGACCCUCAUCGACGCUAAGUGGGAAUCUCUCGCCCUCGCGCCAGUCGGCGACCCGGAUUUCCCUGAUGACUACUUUUUGUUCACUGUCUCCGAUAACGACUUCAUCACGACGCAGGGCAUCUCCCUUGGACAGCCGUACAACGCUGGAUUGGACAACGACAACCAGUUCUUGGUAUUCAGGGUGACGUUUCCUGGCGCAUCCGUCCCAGGGGUGUCAAGAAGCAACCGACGUCCAGGGUUAGGCAAGGUACCAUGGAGGCAAGAAAUAAUACAGUGAUCGCUGGGAUCACUAACUACGUCCGUUGGGUGAAUUCCGGGCAUGCUCUCUGGGUCGUAUGUUCCUCUCCAUGUCUGUUCUCCUGUGCCUUCUUCCUUGCGCGCCCUGUGGAUGGUCUUCUCUCAGUAUCCGAGCGUAAACUGUUCAGUCGAAGUGCAUGCCGCCGUCAAUGGAGUACUAUCGGAGACUGUUAUCAGACAUGCCGCCCCGCUUUGCUCGGCGCAUAUAUACUUACCGAUUGUCCUGUUGGCGCGAUGUAAAGGUUUAAUGGAGUCCGUCAGCAAGGUACGCGUCUACGAUCGCGUACACGACGGAUUCUCACCGGUGAUAAAUGCUGCAUUAUC